AUGCUCAAGAACGAAGAGUUGACCGCAGAGGUGGCCGAGACCAAGGCGGCGCUGGCGGCGGCCCGGACUUUGGCGAACGCCGUGGUCGACGAUGAUAACGAUGGCCAGGCUGCUCAGGUGGAAGAGACCGGGGUCUGGGCUCGGCUCGCUGGCUUUGUCCGCCUGUUCGAGGAGACGGAAGGUAGUGUGAUGGCGGCAGCGGUGGCCCAGAUGGUUGAAGUGCCGCCGCAGCGCUUCCGCAUUCGCAUCUUUAAGCGUGCGGUGGAGCGGAUGACAGAUGCGGUGCAGCCGGUCAUGGCUGUUGGCGAACUUGUGCGAGACAUCCAUCUCUGGACGCGACCGCCGCUGACCAUCCUCGUCAUCCUGGUCUACGCAUGGGCCGCGUGGCAUGGCUGCUUCCUGAGUGUGAUGUUUGCCCUUGCUGCCGCUGCCAUGGGCCGUCACUGGCUGGCGCAGCAGCUCGGGUGGCGAGCAACAGCAGAUGGCGCAGGAGGCGAGAAGCCCGACAGUGUCGGUGACGACGACGAAAGCUCGGAUGGUGCGCUGGCUGGACUGAAGGAUCGUUACAACACGCUCGUCGACGUGGCGUCCAAGCUUCAGGCUGGGCUCGAGACUGCUGCCGACGUGCUGGAAAAGCUGACCAAUCUGGUCACUUUCCGUGCGCCGACGUACUCGGCGCGUGUCUUUGGAGUCCUGACCGCGUGUGCCUGUCUCGCCGCCAUCCUUCCAACCGAUACGAUGCACCUGAUCCUCGCAUUUAGUGUGGGCGUGCACUUUUUCAUCUACGCGCCGAUCUGCGCCAAGUUCCCGGCCUUUCGUGCUCGCUACGACGACCCGCCGAUUCUGGAGCGGCUGCCGACCAACGUCGACCUGCAAGUUAUGGCGGCGCUCGAAGCGGCUGACUCGACGGCAAGCAGUGAGGACGGGCCGGCAUUCGAAGCGCCGCAGGAUGACAGCCGGCCGCUGCCAACUGCGAGUAGCGAGAUAGGCACAAGUGAGCUCGCCGCGCUGCGGACCGGCUUUGCGCUGCCACCGAGCGAGCAGCUUGUGCUGAAGCAAGUUGCAGCGCGGCUGCAUGUGAGCAAGCCGUGGCAGGGCGGGCGCGGGACGCUGUACGUCUUUGAGUCGUUUGUGGCGUUUGAACAAAGCUCGUCAAACUUGCUGGGCAUCGGCAAGCGGCGUGGAGCCGAUCGGUUUGUGGCUGCCUUUCCGCUCGAGAGCCUUCUGGCAGUGGAGGAGACGAAGGCGUACGCGUGGCUGCCGGGCAAGGGUUUCUGCCUCAAGCUGGUCUUUGAUAUCUCGCACGCGCUGCAAAGUGGAUCCGUGUCCGGGGCGCGGGGCGGGGUGGUGCUCUCACCAUUACUGGUUCCCGACGCCGAUCCUCAUCCGCAGGCGCGGCUCGGCUCGGCCACGCUGCUGCUCGGGCAGCUGCUGCAUCGGUCCGACCUGGCGUCUCUCAUCCAGCGGCAGGCCAAGGCAGUUCGCAAGCUUGUCUCGUCGAAGAAACUGGUGUAG
Thecamonas trahens ATCC 50062 is the source of this 1515-nucleotide messenger RNA. RefSeq lists its product as uncharacterized. The coding region runs from base 1 to 1515 and encodes 504 amino acids. The transcript is spliced from 2 exons. Gene Ontology annotation, biological process: negative regulation of toll-like receptor 9 signaling pathway; apoptotic process. The record is from RefSeq and is a predicted model, not a curated record. Lineage: Eukaryota; Apusomonadida; Apusomonadidae.